GUUCACGGACGCUUCUGGGAGAUAUGGAGAGAAUUCGAAAUCCAAAGCGGUAACGAGGACACAGUCCGUGAGAUGCUACGCAUAAAACGAUCUGUACAGGCGACGUACAACACAAGUGUUAAUGUAAUGAGCGCGCAAAUGUUGUCAGCAGCGGCUGGUACUGCAACAGGAACUAUUAUACCUGAGCGUAUGUCUUUUUUUUAA
This is a messenger RNA of Gongylonema pulchrum, 204 nucleotides long. The record is from the annotation of a GenBank genome assembly. NCBI's taxonomy places the organism in Eukaryota, Metazoa, Nematoda, Chromadorea, Rhabditida, Gongylonematidae.